This is a messenger RNA of Oryza sativa Japonica Group (Japanese rice), 1942 nucleotides long. Its product is annotated as splicing factor SF3a60 homolog. Lineage: Eukaryota; Viridiplantae; Streptophyta; Magnoliopsida; Poales; Poaceae. Gene Ontology annotation, molecular function: zinc ion binding; RNA binding. The record is from RefSeq and is a predicted model, not a curated record. Gene Ontology annotation, biological process: mRNA splicing, via spliceosome. Gene Ontology annotation, cellular component: nucleus; spliceosomal complex.
AGAGCCUCCCCUUUCCCAUCUUAACGCGCCGCGUCCACCCGAGCCGGUUUCUGUAGCCUCCUACACUUACCGUCACCGACCGCGAAAAAAUUCCCCCAAAACCCUAGCGGCGGCGGCGCGCGCUCCCCUCCCCACCUCCGCCGCCGCGGCGUCGAGGCAGCACCGGAGGGCGAUGGCGUCGACGGUGCUGGAGGCGACGCGGGCGAAGCACGAGGACAUGGAGAGGCUGGAGCGGCUGGCGGUGCGGGAGCUGCAGCGGGAGCCCGCCAACGCGCGCGACCGCCUCUACCAGUCCCACCGCGUGCGCCACAUGCUCGACCUCGUCAUCUCCACCUCCGGCAAGCUCGUGGAAAUCUACGAGGACAAGGAUAAUGCUAGGAAGGAUGAGAUCUCCAACCAUCUUAGUUCCACAGUGCAAGCUGAAAUCUUUCCAAAGUUCUAUGACAGGCUCAAAGAGAUCCGUGAUUACCAUAGGCGUAAUCCUUCUGCCCGUUUCGUUAGUGCAACUGAUGAUUUCGAAGAGCUACUAAAGGAGGAACCGGCUAUUGAAUUCACUGGAGAGGAAGCUUUUGGCCGAUACCUGGACUUGCAUGAGCUUUACAAUGAGUUCAUAAAUUCCAAGUUUGGAACUCCAAUGGAAUACUCAGCAUAUGUUGGCACCUUUUCUCAUGUGGAGAAGAUGGCACAAAAUCUGAAAACCUCCAGGCAAUACAGAGAAUACCUGGAGCAUAUUUUGGAGUAUCUGACAUCAUUUCUGUAUCACACAGAACCAUUGCAAGACAUUGAGAAGAUUUUUGCAAAGUUGGAAAGCGAGUUUGAAGAACAGUGGAUCAAUGGUGAAGUGCCUGGAUGGGAGAGCAAGGACCCAGAGAAAGAAUCUGCACAAGAGUCAGUAAUAGACCUUGAUUACUAUACCACUGUUGAAGAGCUUGUUGAGCUGGGCCCAGAAAAGUUGAAAGAGGCUUUAGCUGCUCGUGGAUUAAAAAGUGGUGGUACUGUUCAACAGCGUGCUGAGCGACUUUUCUUGUUGAAGCAUACACCCUUGGAACAAUUGGAUCGUAAGCAUUUUGCCAAAGGUUCACACAGUUCUGUCUCCAAUGCUACUUCUAAUGGUAACAAUUUCAAGGAUAAUUUGAAGAAGGAAAUUGCUUUAAUGGAAGUAAAGAUGAGGCGCCUUUGUGAGCUACUAGAUGAGAUCAUUGUACGGACAAAGGAAAAUGCAGAGAAGAAGCUGACUCUCACAUAUGAAGAAAUGGAAGCAGAACGAGAAGAGGAAGAAGUGCAAGCUGAUAGUGAAAGUGAUGAUGAAGACCAACAAAUCUACAAUCCUCUUAAGUUGCCGAUGGGUUGGGACGGCAAACCUAUACCCUAUUGGCUAUAUAAGCUCCAUGGUCUUGGUCAGGAAUUCAAAUGUGAGAUAUGUGGAAACCACAGCUACUGGGGGCGACGGGCUUAUGAGCGGCAUUUCAAGGAGUGGCGCCAUCAGCACGGGAUGCGCUGUCUUGGAAUUCCUAAUACUAAGAACUUCAAUGAAAUCACAUCCAUCCAGGAGGCAAAAGAACUCUGGGAGAAAAUUCAACAACGACAAGGGCUGAACAAGUGGCGGCCAGACCUAGAAGAAGAGUACGAAGAUCAGGAGGGAAAUAUCUACAACAAGAAGACCUACACUGAUCUGCAGCGCCAGGGCCUGAUUUAGAAUCCCUGAUGCGAUCCUAACAUUUUGGCCCCUAUGGGCUGCUGCUGAAGUGGUUGGCCAUUUGUUCUAUUGAACUUCGUUGACCUCUGGGUAGUUGUAGCACUCGAUACUUGUAGCACCAUGGGUACUCCAUUGCUCAAAUGUUUCUUUUCUACUACAUGGUAUAUUGCACUAUAUCCCUGUACCCUGUUUGACCAUCUGGUAUACUGUUUGCACAAUCCAGGGUUAAAUCGCCAUUGUGUCGGA